Molecule: messenger RNA, 9004 nt
Organism: Doryrhamphus excisus (bluestripe pipefish)
Lineage: Eukaryota; Metazoa; Chordata; Actinopteri; Syngnathiformes; Syngnathidae
Gene: elfn2a
Product: extracellular leucine-rich repeat and fibronectin type III domain containing 2a
Cellular component (GO): plasma membrane
Molecular function (GO): protein binding
Source: RefSeq, a predicted model, not a curated record
CCCUCCCUCAGCAGACCGCCUCUCCCAUCACUCGCCUCACCCCCCCACUCGCUCCUUCCUCCUCUGCUGGAACGCACCGAAUCUUGUGUGUGCUUGGAUCCUACUCGCCGCCUCCAGCUGCAGAACGGAACCCGGCUCCGCUCCUCCUCCGAGACCAGACGCUUUGCUCUCGCCGGGUCAGGGAAACCAGAUCUGAUUUUGGACCAGUGGAAGCAAAGGAGCAGAACUGACUGGAAGUGCUGAUUCUUCUCCAGUUGGACAAGAUAACGGAACAUUGCAUCAUCGGACCCACGCAGAGGUCCUUGUUACUUCCUGUAGCCCGGUGGCCCUGACACACGCAUCAACAAGUCCAAGGCGCUGACCUAACCGCCGAUACCCUGCCUGUAACCCCGAAGGACGUCCCACUCCAGUGCUAAACUGUGAGGAGCAGAGAGACCACGAUCCAAUAACUCCACGUCACCGCAUGUGAUCUGACGUGCGAGUUUAUUGCCCCCGUGAGCUGACAAGCUUAUUUCAAGAUUGCCAGGUUCAUUGCAGCCGACGACACCCGAGCAAAGUAAUAUCCUGAGGAUCAUCUCACUCUCUAACGCAAGAUCGACUGUCAGUUCUUCCUGCUCAGGGAACCGUCAGGACGUGGCCUCGCCGGGGGCCAUGACUAGCUGCUGGCGGGACCGUCUCCAGAACCCUAAAAUGGGGACAGGCACCAUGCAGGAAGCGAGGCUCUAAUCAUUGUGACGCCAACUCAUCUUUUAUCUCUGCCGAGAUUUGGGAUACUGAACUGAGCGCCCUUUGAGAUACUCCACCGAAAUUCCUUUCCUCUUGAACUUUCUUGCUAUCCCAACAAUGGCGGACAAGCUCCUCUUCGUUGUCCUCCUCCUCCCGGCGUUGCUGUUCCUGCAGCUGCCCGGUUCUGCGAAAGGGGACUGCUGGCUCAUCGAGGGGGACAAAGGCUACGUUUGGCUGGCUAUCUGCAGUCAGAACCAGCCCCCCUACGAGACCAUCCCUCAACACAUCAACAGCACGGUUCACGACCUGCGCCUGAAUGAGAACAAACUGAAGGCCGUGCUCCUCACCUCCAUGUAUCGCUUCACAAAUCUCACCGACCUCAACCUCACCAAGAACGAAAUCAGCUACAUCGAGGAUGGAGCCUUCGCUGGGCAGGCCAACCUUCAGGUUCUGCAGCUGGGCUACAACAAGUUGACCAACCUGACCGAGGGCAUGUUACGAGGACUGGGUCGAAUGCAGUGCCUCUUCCUUCAGCACAACCUCAUCGAGGUCAUUGCCACCAAUGCCUUCUGGGAGUGCCCCAGCCUCAGCAGCCUGGACCUGUCGUCCAAUAAGCUGGCCCGCCUGGACCCGUCUACCUUCACCGCCCUCAACCGUCUGAUGGUAUGCGAGCUGGCCGGAAACCCCUUCCACUGCGGCUGCGACCUAUACAGCUUCCUCACCUGGUUGGAGGCGUUCAACAACGUCACUCACACUUAUGACCGCCUUCAGUGCGAGACCCCUCGAGAAUUUACAGGCUAUCCCCUUCUGAGCCCCUUGCCGGGACACGGGAGGAACGCCAGAGUCAUCCUUUCAACCAGGUGCCAAGAUGGCGUCAUCAUUCCUGGCAUGUCAUCCAUCGGACCGGAACUGGAUGGCUCUGGAAUGGGUCUAGACAACCCGGACCCCGGCUUGUACCACCAGCCGAACUUUGCAUCCACCCCCGAUCCCACCUACAACCACCAGAUCUCCAUGAAACUUAAGACCGUCUCUUUCUUCAGCGCUUCUGUCAUGGUGCAGAUACCAAGACCCUACAGCAAGAUGUACGUCCUGUCACAGUACAACAACACCUUCGUAGCGGACAUCAUGCCCCUUAAGACCAAGAAGGAGAACAUCAAUUUGGAUAAACUGCGACCACACACCAACUACACCUACUGUGUGGCGUCCGUCAGCAAAUCCCAGCGCUACAACCACACCUGCUUGUCCUUUACCACACGGGCGAUGGGGCUGGUGGACCCCCGAAGCAAUCCGUCCACCACGACGCACUACAUCAUGACUAUCCUGGGGUGUCUCUUUGGAAUGGUCAUCGUGCUCGGGUGCGUCUACUACUGCUUGAGACGACGACGCAUCCAGGAAGAGAAGGAGAAAGCGCUGAGUGUCAAGAAAACCAUCUUGGAGAUGAGGUACGGCCCAGAGGCGGCGGCAGCAGUGGCCAACGACCCAGCCGCCAUGCAGCGCCUCCAAGAGCAAUCCCACCACCAGCACCACCACGGAGGGGGCACGGGGAGUAAACUACCUCCGUCUGCCUCCUCGAGUACGGGUAUGCUCCACAGCUCGGCAAACACCACCUCCUCCCGCCUUUCCAGCUUACCACAGGUGGAGAAGAUGGCGUCCGCCUUUUCUGAGGCAAUGGCCGGCAAAGGGAGCUACAUGGACGUGAGGACUGCAGGAGGGAUGAUUGAGGGCAGAGAGGGAGAGAUGUUGGCCGGGAGUUCAGGCGGGGAGGUAGGUUUGGAUAUGAGAGCCGGGGCGGAAAAUGGAACAGACGUGGCAGAGGAUUCUGACGAUGACGGCCGUGGAUCUGCGUCCGAGAUCUCCACUAUUGCCAAGGAGGUGGACAAGGUGAACCAGAUCAUCAACAACUGCAUUGACGCCCUCAAACUGGACGCCUCCGCUAACGUCGCCACCACGGCCGAUAACAACCCGGUGUCCACCGCCCAGCCUCAGGUAUGCAUGGCGUCACAUCCACGGAAUCUCCUACCCCUAUCACCAGGGGACCAGAUCAUGGCCUCCUCCCCUAAGGUGCACCCAAAGUGUCAUCCUCAGGCUCAAGCCCAGCCUCACCCUCAGCUUCACCAGAAGCCUCUCCCUCCUUCUAUGGCCCCCGUGCCCCUGGUGAUGCCCCUGUCUGAGCGGCCAGGCAUAAGCGGUGGGGGGUUCCUCUCCCCUCCGUACCGUGACCCACCCCCGGCCAACGCAGUGCGACCCCUUCAGAGGCAGUUGAGUGCAGACACUGCUGUGGCAAAGAACCGCUGUGGACCGCCUGCCGGGGGAAUGGCCAAGAGCGCCAGGGUUUUCAGCGUGGAUGUUCCGGAGCAGCGCAGCGAUCCGCCCAAGUACCCAUCCGAAAAAAACAGCCCUGUUGGCUGUGGCAGGAGUGGAGUUGGAGUCGGUAGCGGAAUGGGGAGCGUAAAUGGUGGCGGGGUGAGCAUGAAUGGCGGCGGCAUGCCGUGUAGUAACGGCAGUGGAGGUCGAGGUGUGGCGGCUGGUCAGCAGCAGCAGCCGCAGCCGCCGCAGCACCACCACCUGGAGGUUCAGCCCGAUUACCACGGCUCGGAACACCGCCAUUCCUUUCCGGCUCUUUACUACGAGGGCGGAGGAGAGUCGCCGUCACCGGCCCAAAAGGCAUCUUUCCUGAAGCCGCUGGGGCGCUCCAAGAGGGAUGCCACGGCCGCUUAUUCCCAGCUCUCGCCCUCCCGCCACCACCACUACAACUCGGGAUACUCCUCCAGUCCAGAGUAUUCCUCCGAGAGCACACUGCGGAUCUGGGAGCGAUUCCGCCCUUACAAGAAAAGCCCCCGAGAGGAGGCAUCCUAUAUAGCGGCAGGUCACGCCCUGCGUAAGAAGGUUCAGUUUGCUAAAGACGAGGACCUCCAUGAUAUUUUAGACUACUGGAAGGGCGUUUCCGCCCAACAGAAGCUGUAAGAUGAGUCACUUAGGAAAUGGUUGGAUGCCAACAGCAGACUAUGACGUUUUGGUGUAAAUGUAGCAGGACGCAUUAUCUCUCAGUUUCCCCUGACUGGGGGCUCAUUUCCUGUUGGAAGGAAAAGUUUGAGGUGUGUAUUUUCUUUUUUCUGAUUAGAUUUGAGUAGAACUGAGCUAGACCGCCUCCCGCCGGGCACUUUGGUCUUCGCAAGGCAACCUGCUGAAUCAAAUACUGAUGAGCUAACAAAGGUGAAUUAAAGAGAAAAAAAAAAAAAAACUACCUCAUUACUGGCACAGUGCAGCCGAGCUAUCUCGCCACAAGCAGCCGCCUUCUCCUGGCUUAAGCCUGCACUCUCGCUUCGCUAAUUCCAUCAAACCGCCAUUCACAAAACAAUCAUCGCGCGCCACCACCAGCACCUGCUCCACUACAGAAGCACCAUUUAGGGAGAUAAUGAGGUGGCGGAAUAAGGAAUUAAGCAGGUUUGUUUUAGAAUAGUCCGGCUCUCGUGUGGGGAAAGGACAUGAGGCGAUACUUAUCAGGCUAAUUGUUCCGGCUGGCAAAUAGCCAGCGUAGAAGCAGCUCGGGGAGGCUUUGUGCGGCGUAUCGAUUGGGGAAAAAAAAAAAAAAAACAACGGCAUAUGUUCGGCCGCGUGUGGGCAUGUCAGUGAUGAGGACGCUUGAGUCGUCCAUUACUAUCGACAUCCUCCGUGCUAGCAAAGUGGAUAGCUUAGCAGAACUGCUCUGCAUGCUGAUAACAACCAACCUAUUAAGGUGAGGCAAACUCGGCGGAGACCUGCAGGCGUUGUGUCUGUUGUCGUUCCCUUAUCAAGUAUUAUUUACUGUUUUUUAGAAAAGGAAACAUGUGACUAGCUGGAGCCAUGCGGAUAGGACACGGUUGUCAAGCUAGGCAAAGAAGCAAUCACAUUUAGAACUCCAAUGCUUGAUUCAAUUCAGAUUCAAAUGGAAUUCAAUUAAAUUCGGCUGCACGGUGAUCAAGUGGUUAGCGCACAGACCUCACAGUUAGGACCCGAGUUCAAUCCCACCCUCAGCCAUCUCUGUGUGGAGUUUGCAUGUUCUCCCUGUGCAUGCGUGGGUUUUCCCCGGGUACUCCGGUUUCCUCCCACGUUCCAAAAACAUUCAUUCAUUAAUUCUCUACCGCUUAUCCUCACAAGGGUCGCCGGGGGUCCUGGAGCCUAUCCCAGCUGUCUUUUUUGGGUUUUAGAUUUUUUUUAAGCUAUAGUAAUGGUAAUGGUUUUAUUUCAUUUGAACAUGCAUCAGAUUACAAUUGAAUGCAUCACAUAAUCAGUUCACAGUUCCACAUGUCCAAAAGGAGUAGGAAGAAGCAAAGCUUAUUAAAUCCUACCCCUCCAUCUGGUACUUUUACAAUCAGUAACUGUUACAUUUGUUCACUUCCUGCUUUCCUAAUAUAGUUAAGUUUUUAUUUUUUAUUUUUUUUUAUUUUUUAUUUUAUUUCUGUCACGUACCGAAGUACGAGGUGAUAUGACCGUACAAUGACAUAAUCUGUACCAUAGUAAGUGUCAAUAUAGCGAUAUGUACAGAUGAAGAUGAUGAUUUUUGACCCCGUGCAUGUGUGCUACUCCUAGAUGUAACAUUGCUAACUUGCUAAUUGGGUAAAAUGAUUAAUUUCAUUAAUUAGUCAAUAUGAGUUUUAGUUAUAUUAGUUUAUGUUAAAGGUUAAAUAACUGUUAAUACUGUUAAUUUGAAUCUGAAAAAAAAAUAAUUUCUCUACCCACCAACUAUGUGUUUUUCUUAUUUGCUGUUUUAUUAUUAUUUUAUUUAUUACUGAUUGAUCGAUUUUCUUUAUUUUGAUUUGGUUAUUUAUUUUUUCAUCUUAUUUUGUGCAGUAAAAGUGCAGUAAAAAUUAAGAUAUUAGACAGCAGAAUGUUUUCUUAGAGGCUGCACGGCGGUUGAGUGGUUGGCGCGCAGACCUCACAGCUAUGAGACCAGGGUUCAAUUCCACCCUCGGUCAUCUCUGAGUGGAGUUUGCAUGUUCUCCUCGUGCAUGCGUGGGUUUUCUCCGGGUACUCCGGUUUCCUCCCACAUUCCAAAAACACGCUAGGUUAAUUGGCGACUCCAAAUUGUCCAUAGGUAUGAAUGUGAGUGUGAAUGGUUGUUUGUCUAUAUGUGCCCUGUGAUUGGCUGGCCACCAGUCCAGGGUGUACCAGAAGACAGCUGGGAUAGUCUCCAGCACCUCUUGCGACCCUCAUGAGGAUAAAGAAAAAAACGGACGAUGCAUUUUCCCACCCCAAGUCUAGACUGCAUUUAAAAAAAGAACGAAACAGAGUAAGUCAAGUAGCAGUGCAUCAAAGUAAAAUGGAGCUCAAGUGGAGUGAAGGCCUGAGUGGUUGCUCUACCUCUGACACUGUGUGUGUUUUUUGUGUGUAUGUGUACACACGCACGAGCCUGCUGCGGACCAAAGUGCCCUCGGGAGGUUUGAUUUCAACACUUUUCUGGGGUUGUCACUUUUUCUCGGACACUCGUAUUUUCUCUCUGGUUGGGUUCCGACAUUCACGAGCUAUAAGCACAAUUCAGUUUGAAGUGCUCUUUUAUUUUCCCUUGACUUUGAUGGAAGCCUAAAAAAAAAAAGCUAAGAAUAAAACGUCUGCACUGAAGGGCCAAUGAAUCUGAGACAUUUUGAUGAAAUUUAUUUUGCUGUUUUGCUGUCGACAAAGUUGACAAGUUAAAGAAAACCCUAAAGAAAACCCAUUUUGGAGUUUUUCUGGGGUUUUCUUUUUCACUCCUGAGUAGGUUUAAUACAAAGAACCAGAGCAGAAAGACCAGGUCUUUGCACUGACCCUUAGCUGAAAAUACUUUAAUGGCUCCUUCUUGUUUUGUUUACUCUUUCUACAUUCGGAAAAAGUGACAUCCCUACAAGCUGCUGCUCGGAGAAGACACUAGCUCCAGUCAGAAGGGAAGAGUGUAGCAAUUGCCUUCAAUUCAUUGAGUUUUUUUUCUAUUUUGCGUUGUGUUGUAAUGGCGGUUCGUCCCAGUUAGCUUUCUUGUGCUUUGUUAGUAUUUUUUGUUCUUGUUGCAUGCACACUUUUGACAACACAAGAGGCCCAAAAACGCUGUCAAAUUCUUGACUGUAUGAAUGUUCUGCAUAAUCAAGGUUGGCCGGGGACGGGGACGGCGGGGGUGGUCCUCACUGCUGCUGUCUCUAUGGGAACCCCUGACACCCCUCUUACCACACCCACCCCCAUCCGCUCCCCACAACCUGCUUGGACGUAGUCAAUACCACAGCAACCAAAGUCACACUAACCUUCCAGCCAAUGUGCUCGCUCGUUUGUCACGCCGUGACAUGCAAUAUGUAACGCCGCCAUCUAAUCUGACCCGUGAGGCACGCACCCUCCUCCAAGGCCGAUAGCUCACUCCCACGGCCCGCCGGGGACUUGUAAAUUCCCUUGCAUUUAAUGUAUAUUAUCGCCGCAAAUUUAUGGAUACGUCAAAACUACCUUAUCUGCCAUGUUAACCAGUACAUUUUCCCCGUCAGCCGACACCCACCACACAGUGUACCUCUUAAAACAUCAUCAUGCCAAACAGUCAUAAGGGAUUAGCUGAUGGAAGCUACUUUUUUUUCUGUUCAAAUUAAUUGGUGAGUGAUAUUGUAUCAGGUUAGACAAGAUGUGCCUGGAAGAUAAACUCUAUACCCGAUUGAAAUUAAUGAUGGCUAUUCUCAGCCUCCCAUGAGCCCCUCCAACGCCCUCGUACUUUACCAGUAUGAGGAGACACAGGCUCCGUCAAGCUCAUCAAUGGCAAAACCUGAGAGACAUAGUCAUAGUCAACCAUAGUCAACCAUGGACUCAGACUCAGAUUCUCUUAUGUUUUUAAUCUGCAGUUUAUUUUCCCAUCAGCGAGGAUAAUCACGUCCCACAUGUUCAUUUAAAGAGUUUCUUAUAUUUGUGUACUUAUUUUUGCACUUGCAUAAUUGAGCAAUUCGGCCGGCACGGCGGUCGAGUGGUUAGCGCGCAGACCUCACAGCUAGGAGGACUAGGGUUCGAUUCCACCCUCGGCCAUCUCUGUGUGGAGUUUGCAUGUUCUCCCCGUGCAUGCGUGGGUUUUCUCCGGGUACUCCGGUUUCCUCCCACAUUCCAAAAACAUGCUAGGUUAAUUAGUGACUCCAAAUUGUCCAUAGGUAUGAAUGCGAGUGUGAAUGGUUGUUUGUCUAUAUGUGCCCUGUGAUUGGCAGUCCGGGGUGUACCCCGCCUCUCGCCCGAAGACAGCUGGGAUAGGCUCCAGCAGCCCCCGCUACCCUCGUGAGGAAAAAGCGGUAGAAAAUGAAUGAAUGAAUGAAUUGAGCAAUUUGACCCUGGACCAGAUUAUUUUUAGUGAGAUUGGUUCCAUAUCCGAGCAAAUCAAAGCGUGGCGGACAUGUAUUAAUAGUCCCAGUGAGCUUCACUAAUUCUUUAAUCAGACAAUAGUUACACGAUACCAACAGAAACAAGCCCAUAUUUGUCUAUCUAAUACAUAUUUACGUAUGUUGAGUAUUGUUGGGACAUACGACAAUGCCAUGUCAAAGGCAUGUCAUUACCAUGCUAUGGAUCAAUUUCAAGUGGGACGGGUCCACAGAAGAACAAUGGCGCUCUGACCCAUAAACCCCCCCAGAGGCGAUCUGUCGGACAACCUCAAAGCUGGAAGCUUCUGCUGUGGCCUUUUGCUCUGCCAAGCUUAAAGGAAACACAAAUCAAUUAGUUUUAGAUUAGUACCACGGGCCAUGCAUAGAUGGGGCCUUCUAAAAAUAAUAGCUUCAUUAGGGAGAAUGGGAGGGUGGGGGUGGGGGGGUUACUUACCUGUGUAUACCCUGAAGGUCUUCCUUUCAAUGUAACGUUAGCUCUGUUGUUCCCAAGCACACCGAGGACCAUUAUUCAUGGGACUCAUAACAGCCCCAGUGUUUUUAUCUGAGCCCUCUUUAUUUAAAAGCACCGCACUUUAUAUUUAAUUGACUCUCUCUAUAACGUUUUAUCGUGCUCCGACACAAAUUAUCGCUCUUUUAGUGGUAAUGUUGGCCCCCGCUACGGUCUGCUAAGUUGUACUUUUAGACAAAACCUCUCACAGACAAUCUAUGGAAGUCUGUUUAGGUCAAAAGGAAUCACGACCGCCAUCUCCUCUGAAGGGGUGAUAGUUUAUUAUCUUCAACUUACAGCAGGGGUCUCAAACUCAAUUUACUUGGGGGCCACUGGAGCUAGGGUCUGGGUGAGACUGGGCCACAUCAGGUUUUCCAAAAAAAAAAAAAAAAACGCAUUUAUUAAAAACAGAAAAUUAUACAAACUUUUUCAGUGCUUUGGUUCCGAUUUU